AUGGCUACAAACGACAUCCCUCCACAAGGUCGGGAUCGCCGCGUGUCCAUCUCUCAGCUUCCGGAUGACGCUCUCAAGCUCGGAAAGAACUUGUAUCCGGAACCGUUACAUUUCAAGACAACAGCACAUCUUGCUGAAUUUCGUAGAGCUGCCGACUAUAUCUCUGCUGCCAUGAUCUUUCUCAGGGACAAUGUGCUACUGGAACGAGAUCUAAGCCCGGAAGAUAUCAAACACAUUAUCGGAUAUUGGGGAGUCUCACCCGGAAUAACCUUGUUGUAUGCCCAUAUCAACCUUACCAUCCAGAAAUACGACCAGCCAAUGAUUUGUCUGCUUGGAGCCAAUUACGGCGUCCCUGCUAUUCUCUCAUGUCUUUGGCUGGAAAGAUCUCUGGAAAGAUUUUAUCCCCAGUACAGUCGGGACAGGAAGGGUCUGCAUAACCUGAUUACCGGAUUUAGUGUCCCAGGAGGCUUUCCCAGUCACAUCAGUGCUCGGAUACCAGGAUGCAUUUUCGAAGGCGGUGAACUAGGACACGUCCUAUCUGUGGCGUACGGAACAAUCAUGGACAGACCGGAACUGAUCACAGUGGCCGUGAUUGGAGACGGAGAGGCCGAAACUGGCCCAACUGCGACUGCCUGGCACAUGUGUAAAUACAUCAAUCCUACUCAAGACGGGGCUCUCUUGCCUAUCCUCUAUAUGAGCAGCGCUGAGGACAAACAACAGACCAUCUUCGGCUCCAUGGAUGAUGCUGAACUCUGUUGCCUUUUUUCAGGCUACGGCUAUCGCCCCUGCAUCGUCGAUGAUGUGGCUGAUAUUGACAGAGAACUCAGCAGUGCUCUCUACUGGGCCGUCGAAGUCAUCAAAGAGAUACAACUUGCCGCUAAAGCCGGAGAGCAUGAUUUGGUAAAACCACGUUGGCCCAUCAUCAUUCUCAGAAUUUCAAGACGAUGGGGCUAUCCUCUACUCGACCCCGACGAACAUCUGUCUGGCUCAUUCCAUGGUAGAGAAGUCCUGCUCCCUCAUGCCAAGAUCAACCAAAAGGAAUUGCAACAUCUACAAGACUGGCUAAAGUCCUAUAAGCCAGCAGAGAUUUUUCAAGGCGAUCAGGUUUCUGAGGCCAUCGAGGAUAUCAUUCCUCCAAAUGAGAGACUCCUCCUCGGACAGAAUCGGGUUACCUGGGACAUGCGGCAUCAGCUUGAUGUUCCCGAGUGGCGGCAUUAUGCUGUGGCUAGGGGUAAUCUGAGCAGCUGUCUCAAAGAAGGCGGUAGGUAUCUUGACGAUACGCUUGCACGGAACAAACUAUCGCUCCGUAUUUUCUCACCCGACGGCCUGGUGAGCAAUAAGCUCAAUCUGUUGGACAAGCUAUCCGAUCGCACGUUUCGUAGCUUCAGAUGGGAUGCCAAUAAUAAGUCCACGGGAGAACAGGUCAUCGAAUUUGCUUCUGAGCAUACAUGUCAAGGCUUGCUCCAAGGCUACACAAUGACAGGCCUCACAGGCAUUUUCGCUGCCGAUGAGAGCCUGUUUCCUAGCAUUGCAACCAUGAUGGUCCAAUAUGGCAAAUUCUUGAGAACGGCACGAGACACAGGAUGGCGACAGGACUUGAACAGUCUGACUUACAUUCCUACCAGCACCUGGACCCGACCCGAGCCCAAUGGUUUCUCUCACCAGAAUCCAAGCUUUAUCGGCUCGGUACUGAAUCUGAAGCCCACCAUUGGAAGAGUGUACUUGCCGCCCGACGCAAACACGUUUUUGUGCACGCUUGCACACUGUCUGCGGUCCAAGAAUUAUGUCAACCUGAUCGUACCUUCGUCGCACCCAGGACCAGUAUGGUUUGGCCCGGAAGAAGCAGAGUUUCACUGUCGAGCGGGCGGUGGGGUGCUCAAAUGGGCAAGCACAGACGAUGGCAUUGACCCCGACGUUGUUCUCGUUGGUAUCGGGGCAGACGCCACGUUCGAAGUCCUGGCCGCCUCCGCACACUUGAGACGCCUGGCUCCGGCAAUGUCUGUCCGCGUAGUCAACGUUACGGACCUGAUGAUACUAGGACGUGAAGGCUCACACCCUCAUUCUCUAGGUCAUCGCGACUUUGACAUCCUCUUCACGCCUCACCGGGACAUUCACUUCAACUACCACGGCUACGCGAGCGAGCUCCAAGGCCUACUGUUUGGACGACCUCAUCUCGACAGAGUAUCCAUCUCCAGUUUUCAAAACGAAGUCACCACCAUGACCCCGUUCGAGACCAUGUUGAAGAACAAGUGCAGCAGGUAUCACGUGGCUGAAGCGGCCAUCCGUGGCGCUGCCAAAUGUAACCCUCACAUUGCCGUCGACCUCCAGAAGCUUGUCGCCCAUGUUCAACAUGAACGCGCCAAGCUUGAGCAAUUCAUCGAGAAGCAUGGAGUCGAUCCGGCUGGAAUCUAUGACGCCCCAAAAUUCUCAAAGCCAUGGCAUCGACACCGACAACCGAAUGGUGACGAGGAUUGGUCAUCGCACGAUAGGUCGUUUCACGUACCCAGAGGCACAGACUGA
Molecule: messenger RNA, 2520 nt
Organism: Exophiala oligosperma
Lineage: Eukaryota; Fungi; Ascomycota; Eurotiomycetes; Chaetothyriales; Herpotrichiellaceae
Exons: 6
Coding region: 1-2520 (839 amino acids)
Biological process (GO): carbohydrate metabolic process
Molecular function (GO): aldehyde-lyase activity
Source: RefSeq, a predicted model, not a curated record